UUAAUUUAAAAAAAUCUUGAGUGUGCUUUAUCACUGUGGCGGUGUUGCCUUUCUUCUUAAUUAUAUCUUUUACCUCCUCGUAUGCCUCCAUGAGGAUUUGUGCUUCCGAUGGGGAAAGGUACGCGGCUCUAGUUGCCAUGGUAAAUCAGUUUAUCUGUGAUCUGUGGCGGGGUCUGUUUGAGUGAGCCGUGAGCGCGCACCUAUCCAGGAUUGGUUACACCUGGCUUGAUGAAUCCGUGUCUGCUCAUCCUGGCUUGGUCUUUGUGCCACCGAUUAAGCCUGGACGCACAUGUUGUGGAUUCAUUGAGCUCAGCUCAGUCAUUUAUCCCGGAUGUCUUAAUUCUACUUUUGUGCAACAGGCCCCAGGAGCCUCUGGACAAGAUUUUGUAAACAUAUUUAGUUUUAAAGCUGCAGAAAUUCUCAUUGUACCCUGUUCAAAAAUCUCUGCCUGUAGGGGGAGCUCUUGUUCUGCUGCCAUUUGAGAGAGGGGGGCUGAGCCAGGCUGUUUUUUUUAAACCUCUUUUACCAAUUUAACACUUUCUUUAAAUCUUUGAACUUUUUUAUUUCAUUUGAACCUAGACACAAUUUUAUUGCUUUUGUAAUUUGUAUGAAAAACCUGAAGGAGAUUGAACUGUAAGCUGUUAUUUGGUCGGAUCAUUUUUUAGAUCUUUGCUCACAUUUAAAAAAAAACUAUAGUGAAAUUUAUGCCAAAUUUGAAAUUAUGUGAUCAUUUACAUCAUGAAGAUAAACAUAUAAAGAUGUGUAAUUAGACAACUUUGUAUAAUAUUAAGAACACAUUUCAAAUGUUUUCCUUUACCUACCGCUAAAGUUUGAAGUCAACACAAAGUCUAACCGCAAAACCAUGCUCACAGAUAAUAUUCACAGCCCCCCACCACACCUCCCCUCUCUGGUAUUCUCCUAGGCUCCAUUUCACAGUGGGGUGGGGGCAGAAGGACAUCAUAAGCAGACCAGGAUCAGGAUCAGGAUGGAGAAGUGCUCAUUGCUGCUGACUGCUCCUCCUCUCGUGGUCCUCCUCGUCACAGCCCUCAACCCCGGGGAUGCAGACCCUCAGAGACUCCCUUCAAACCUCACCACCUCACCAACACUGAAGACUGCUGAGGCCGCAGCUGGAGCCCAUCCAACAGCAGGCGGACGGGCGGAGGGGAAGAAGGAAGAACAUCUAGAUUGUCCUCCUCUUGGUUUGGAGUCUCUGCGGGUUGAUGACAGCCAGAUCCGAGCUUCCUCGUCUCAGCGCUCCGGAUUGGGUCCACAGAGAGGGAGGCUGAACAUCCAGUCUGGCAUUCAGGAUGGAGAUCUGUACGACGGAGCCUGGUGUGCCCAGUUCAAGGACCGGCAGCAAUGGCUGGAGGUGGACGCAGUCCAUCCCACCCUGUUCACUGGGGUCAUCCUUCAGGGUCGAAACUCCAUCUGGAGCUGGGACUGGGUGGAAACGUACAAAGUUCAGCUGAGCAACGAUUCUGUGGGUUGGCAGACCUGCAUGAACGGGACCACAGAGAUGAUAUUCAAGGGGAACCGGGAUCCGGAGACUCCGGUUCUUGGGCUUCUUCCAACUCCCACUGUGGCCCGGUUCAUCCGCAUCAAUCCGCAGAGCUGGUUCUCCAACGGCAGCAUUUGCUUAAGGGCAGAGGUCCUCGGCUGUCGGCUUCAGGACCCGGCUGACAGAUUUGAGCAUGACCCACUAUCAAAGGAUGAUCUGGACUUCAGACACCACAGCUACAUGGAAAUGAGAAAGCUCAUGAAGUCUGUGAGGGAUGAGUGUGCAAACAUCACCCGCAUCUACACCAUUGGAAGGAGCUACAUGGGGCUCAAACUCUACGUUAUGGAGUUUUCAGACAACCCCGGCAAGCACGAGCUCGGUGAACCGGAAUUUCGAUAUGUGGCGGGCAUGCACGGGAACGAGGCCCUCGGGCGAGAACUUCUGCUAAACCUUAUGCAGUUUCUGUGCAAAGAGUACCUGAAGGGGAACCAGCGUGUGGUGCGCCUGGUCACAGAGACUCGGAUCCACCUCCUUCCCUCCAUGAACCCAGACGGAUACGAAGCCGCUUAUGAGAAGGGUUCAGAGCUGGCUGGCUGGGCAGACGGACGCUACAACUUUGAAGGAAUCGACCUCAAUCAUAACUUUCCCGACCUGAACAACAUUAUGUGGGACGCUCAGGAGAAGGCCGCCGACGCCUCCAAAGUCCCCAACCACUACAUCCCCAUCCCUGAGUACUACACCCGCGAGGACGCCACGGUGGCUCCGGAGACCCGCGCCGUCAUCAGCUGGAUGCAGGACAUCCCUUUUGUCCUCAGCGCAAACCUCCACGGAGGGGAACUGGUCAUCACCUAUCCGUUCGACUGCACCCGUGAUUGGGCCCCCCAGGAGAACACCCCCACUGCAGAUGACACCUUCUUCCGCUGGCUGGCCUCCGUCUACGCUUCCACCCACCUGGUGCUGUCCAACCCUGACCGCCGCGUCUGUCACUACGAGGACUUCCAGACCCACAAGAACAUUAUCAAUGGGGGGGCCUGGCACACCGUCCCUGGCAGCAUGAACGACUUCAGCUACCUGCACACCAACUGUCUGGAGGUGACGGUGGAACUGUCCUGUGACAAGUUCCCCCACGCCAGCGAGCUCCCCGCAGAGUGGGAGAACAACAAAGAGUCCCUGCUGGUUUACCUGGAGCAGGUUCACAGAGGGAUCAAAGGCGUGGUCAGGGACAAAGUCAGCAAACAGGGAAUCGCAGACGCCAUCAUCAAAGUGGACGGGCACGCCCAUGACAUUCGCUCAGCUGCUGAUGGGGACUUCUGGCGCCUGUUGAACCCUGGCGAGUACAAGGUGGUGGUUUGGGCCAAAGGUUACUUCCCAUCCAUGCGUCGCUGCCGCGUUGGCAUGGAGCCUCGUCCCACAAUCUGUGACUUCACUCUCACCGAGAUCCCUGCCCAGCGGCUAAAAGAGAUCCAAGCCAAAGGUGGGAGGGUCCCCCAGGACCACCAGCUACGAGUGCGAGCUCUGAGGCUGCGGAAGCUGCGGGCCAGCACCAAAGCCAUCAACCGCCGCAGGGAGAAGCAGCAGCUGCAGACCCGGAGAGCCUCUUGAACCGGGAGGGGGUCUCUGAAGAACUGAUGAUGACUACCUGACCACAAAGAUGUUUGGGUCCACUAGAAACUGUGAAAUCAUCUGUGUACUGGCCCUUUAAAGGAGACGUCGUUAAGGUCAAAUCAGAAUUAUUUUAAAGUGAACAAAAAAAAACAAAUUGUAAAUCUAGAAAAAGAACAUUAAAUGUGAAAGAAAUAUUGAAAAUUCAAAAACAUAUCGAUUAAAAAAUACCAAAAUACUAUACACCUAAAACUUUUUACCAAAUGAAAAAUCCUGUCUAUUUUUAACAGCUGCUAUUUAGUUUUUUCGUUUCUCUUUUCACUUUCAAUUCUCAGUUUACAGUUUCUAUUCAGAAUUUUCGUUUUCAGAGUUGAGCAUAAUUGUAUGGGGGGGGCUUUAAGCCCAUAGGCUACUGGGACUAAAUUGAUAUUGGGUGAAAAAGGUUAUGGUGGCGUUAUUUCUGCUCCAAAACAGCAUUUGUUGUUGGCGCCGCCUGUGUCUGAUGCACCAAACUCACUACUGUUCACCACAGCAGAGAAGGAAUGACACAUUAUUUUUCAUUUAAUAAGUUUUAGGUUUAAAGUUUUUAUAUUCAAGUUUCAAAUUUAUUAUUUUAACCGCCAAAUUUUCAUGACUUCUUUCAAGUUUCCAAUGUGUACUUUUGAGUUUAAUGUUUACAAUCUGGUUUUUUCUUCUCUCUAAGCUGAUUUUUCAUAUAAAAGCCCUCAAACCCCAGAAAAAGGACUUUACUUUUAAGGACAUAAAGCAGGUUUAGCUUUUUGGUCAGCUGGUCUGAUGCUUUUUCACACUUUCUUCUGUCUAUAAAAAUAUUGGUAUUUUCUGCUGUCAUAAAACCUUUUCAUCCUGAAGGACAAGGCUGAGAGGUCUUCUAAACUUAUUCAGCGUGUUUUCUGUUUCCAUGGCUGAUGUCAUUUCCUGAUUGUCUCAUUGAAUAAAAGAAUUUCAGAAACACAAA
Molecule: messenger RNA, 4076 nt
Organism: Oryzias latipes (Japanese medaka)
Lineage: Eukaryota; Metazoa; Chordata; Actinopteri; Beloniformes; Adrianichthyidae
Gene: cpxm1a
Product: carboxypeptidase X (M14 family), member 1a
Biological process (GO): proteolysis
Molecular function (GO): zinc ion binding; metallocarboxypeptidase activity
Source: RefSeq, a predicted model, not a curated record